Molecule: messenger RNA, 4623 nt
Organism: Salvelinus sp. IW2-2015
Lineage: Eukaryota; Metazoa; Chordata; Actinopteri; Salmoniformes; Salmonidae
Source: RefSeq, a predicted model, not a curated record
GGCUGGUUGAACACAGAAUUAGACCAUUAGAUUGCUAAUUAAYUACAAUUAUCGACCCCCAGCAGCACAGGCAGGCUAUGAAGGCAUACCAGUCAGCAAGCAAGAGGUUUCAGAGAGAGGCAGAGAACAUAUCACUGGGCCUGGUGCAUCUUGAAUUGAACUUCUCUCUGGAUUUGUCCUGGCAGGUAAACAGAUGAAAAUAGUGGGGGAAGAGAGCAACGUCUACUGAAGAAAUAACCAAGACAUUCCCUCGGCAGUCUGCAAGGCCAUGCCUCAUAGAAGUCUCUGCAUAUAGGAAGAACUGUGUUGUGACUGGUGUGUCAAUCAGGGGACUCCUGCUUUACUUUUUAAAGACACUUUCACCAAUUUAAGGGAUUUCUUACAACCCAUUUCACUGGGGGACUGUUGAACAAUAACCACAAUGUACCAAGUGGUACCAGGAGGUGCAGGGGGCACAGUUACCAAUGCUACACCUAUCAAACAGAAACUGAAAAGGGACGCUCGUCCCCUAGUUGUAGCAAGUGUCUUAGGCUUGGUGCUGGUGAUUGCUGCGGUGACCGCAUGGUGCUAUUACAUUGGUUCUCUGCGCAAGGCUGAACUGCUCAAGACAGAACUUCUGGACCUUAACAAGGAUGGCUACAUCAUUCGCAACCAGGCAGGGGCUAUUGUCUUCAGGAUGUCUUUCAGGUCUGGCACCCUGGACUUAGACUCGUGUUCUAAGGAGGGGGAGAUACUGAGCUGUGGGCGCACCAGUGAUAGGAAACUCAAGUUUUUCAUCCAGACUGUAUUUGACAAUACAGUCCAAUGCUACCGUGUGCGUUGGGAAGAAUUGGUUCCCAACCUGCCCGUGGAGCACGCCAUGACCUACAACGUCUCGCACUGGUAUGGUGGAGCCGAGACUGCCAUACAGCAUUGGCCUAUAUCCAUCUCCGGGCAGCAGGCACCCAAACCUUUUGUCACCAGUGAUAUCUACUCAAACCGAAAUGGCUUUGGGGGGAUCUUGGAACGCUACUGGCUCUCAUCCAAUGCCACGGCCAUUAAGAUCAAUGACUCUGUGCCCUUUCAUCUUGGCUGGAACGACACAGAGAAGACCAUGUACUUCCAGGCGAGGUACCAUGACACACCCUACAAGCCAAACCCUGGUGAGGCACCUUGUGCUGAACUCAGCUACAGAGUCUGUGUGGGCUUGGAUGUCACAUCCAUUCACAAGUACAUGGUGCGUAGAUACUUCAACAAGCCCAACAAGGUGCCUUCCAAAGCCAUGUUCCGCCAUCCCAUCUGGUCCACGUGGGCACUACACAAGACUGACAUAGACCAAGAGAAACUGUUGAAGUUUGCUGCCAACAUCCGCAAGCAUGGCUUCAACUGUAGCCACCUGGAGAUAGACGAUCGCUACACAAACCGCUAUGGGGAAUUUGAUUUUGACUUGGCCAAGUUUCCCAACGCUACAGCCAUGUUCCAGAAGCUCAAAACAGACGGUUUUCUGGUCUCUCUCUGGACACACCCUUUUGUCAAUUAUGACUCUGAGAAUUUUCACACCUGUGUAGAAAGAGGGCUUUUUGUACGAGAACCUACAGGUCGUCUUCCGGCUUUGGUAAGCUGGUGGAACGGCAUCGGGGGCAUUCUAGACUUUACCAACCCAGAGGCCCGUGAUUGGUUCGCCUCCCACCUGCGGUCUUUACGAUCCAAGUACGGAGUGUCCUCCUUCAAGCUGGACGCGGGCGAGACAAACUACUUGCCCUGGCAAUUCAGUACAAAAAUACCCCUUCGCGACCCUAGCACGUUCACCCGUCGCUACACCGAGAUGGCUAUUCCUUACAAUGAGCGGGCCGAGCUGCGUUCAGGCUACCAGUCCCAGAACAUCUCCUGCUUCUUCAGGCCCAUUGACCGGGACUCUGUUUGGGGCUAUGAGCUAGGCCUCAAGUCCCUUAUUCCCACUGUGCUUACCAUCAGCAUUCUCGGCUACCAGUUCAUCCUACCGGACAUGAUCGGGGGCAACGCCUAUCUGAACCGCACUGAUGGUGAGCGCACUUUACCGGACCGUGAGCUCUACAUCCGCUGGCUGGAGCUGUCUGCUUUUAUGCCCUCCAUGCAGUUCUCCAUCCCCCCCUGGGAGUAUGAUAACGAGGUGGUGGAGAUCGCCCGGAAGUACACUGCUAUCCAUGAGAGCAUAGUGGCCCCACGGGUUCUGGAACUUGCUGGGGAGGUGCUGGACACAGGAGACCCCAUCAUACGACCUCUGUGGUGGAUCGCCACUGGCGACGAGACUGCUUAUAAGAUUGACUCCCAGUUCCUGAUAGGGGAUGACCUCAUGGUGGCGCCAGUACUGGAGCCUGGAAAGCAGGAGAGGGACAUCUAUCUCCCGGCUGGACACUGGCGGAGCUACAAGGGAGAACGGUUUGAUAUUAAGGAGCCUCUGCACCUUACAGACUACCCGGUAGAUCUUGAUGAAAUUGCUUACUUUGUCUGGGUUUAGUGAAGAGGGUUACAAGGCUGGACAGCUUAGCGGGUGGGCCUGCAUGCAUUUGUUUAUAGUAUUUUCUCUGAUGUCAGGGCUCACAGCACAUUUGUGUUCUUGUAAAUUUAGAAUCACUAUUAUUGAAGAAUGAUCAAGGAGAAACCUUUCCUGCUUGCUCAAACAUGUGCCUUUGCAAUAAACCAGGAAUGUUGCGGAGGAGGCAGGUGGGAGGAGCUAUAGGAGGACAGGGUCAUUGUAAUUGCUGGAAUGGAAUUAAUGGAACGGAGUCAAGCGUGGUUUCCAUGUCUGUGUUUACCGUUCCAUUUAUGCCAUUCCACCCAUUACAUUGAGCCCGUCCUCCUAUAGACCCUCCCACCAGCAUCCUCUGGAAUGUAGAUAUGUUCAUGCAUUACAAUUAUGUAUCAUGAGACAUAUGACCCAAACAUUUAUUCAGCAUGACAUAACAGUCGACUAUUAACAGAAUAGUCAUCGGCUGUCUUUGACAUUUUUAAGGGCUGAUAUUUGAAUGCUCUCAUGUCUUAUUUAUGAGUCAACACACUAAGAAGGGAAGAUGUAUAUUUGACAUGUGAAAAUGCCUUGUAUACUUACAUAUAUGUUAAUGAUUUUUUGGUUUUGCUGAUAUUUUUGUUAUUGUGUCAAUGCACUUAACAAUACAGUGUGUAAUUGUUCAGUCAGUGGUUGUUCUGUUAAGGUUCUCCCCACUCUGAAAUCAAAAGAAGGUGCACGUGAGAUUCUACACCUGAAGAUUUCUCAGGAAGUUGGGUGUCAUAUUUCCCCUGUUGUGUUAACCUUGUGUGCUUCCCAAAUGGCACCCUAUUCCCUAUGUAUAAGGCAAAAAUAGUGCACUAUAUAGGGAAUAUGGUGCCAUCUGGGACUAGAACUGUGGCGGUCAUAACAUUUUGUCAGCCGGUUAUUGUCAUGCAAAAGACUGCUGGUCUCACGGUAACUGACCAUUAAUUAACAUAAACACUUUUAGCAUCUCCAAACCUCCACUCAUACAAGCCGCUCAGACAUACUGGGACCCACUUCUUGUCAUGGAAGUAGGUGAUUAGACAUGUCUUUUUGAGUGCUUAAAGCUUAAUUACUUUCUCAGUCUUGUAAUGUUUUAAGUGACAAACUAUCCAUUUAAUUUGGUGUCACUUUUUAAUAUUAUACCCUCAACCUUUGGCUAAAUAGUAUUUACAUUACAGGCUUCAUUGAGAGGACUUGAAAUGCGUGCUAUUCAAGUUUUGUUUAAGUAGGCAAUAAUGAAAUAAUCCAAUAUGUAAGAUGCUAUGAGGUCUGAGUGAACUGAACUUUGAACUGGAACCACUGUGUGUGACAUAUGUCAAAUAUCCAUCCAGACUGUCUUAAAUGCCGUUUAACAAAUAAUAUACUGCCACAUUUUCUGCAUGACUUAUGACUGCAUGAAUUAUACUUCUGACCGAUAUUUGAAUGUCACUACUCUUUGUAAUUGUUAUAUUGCAAUUUUUUUUUUUACUGUUUUGUUAGCCAGUCCUUGGAGACCUUAAAGAUUGAACCUGUGUACGUGUGAUUCACCAUGUCGCGGUAUUGUGAACUCUUAGGUCACCUAGGGGUCAUUGUUUUUACUGGCAGAAGCUUCUCCAUAACAUCUCUGCUUAUUUAUAGCAGUUCUCAUAUCGACCUUUAGUCUAGACCGUCAUCGUCUAUGUCUAGCACUAUUACCUUACAAGAGUAGAUCUAUGCUCUCCUGAAAGACUCGCUGGAACUAGCCUAAGUUUUUUCCACUUUUGGUACAUACAAAACAAAAACAUCAAGAUGCUGACAGACUUCCCUUUGAAUUUCAGAGCACUCUUUACCCAUGACAGGAGAUUUUGUAUGCAAGCCAAAAACAUGAGUGAAAUAGCAACAUAGUUUGCAGGAACUGUCAUUGCAGGUGAAACCGCUUUGAUUAACUUUUAUAUGAAGUACCUUUUUAUUAUAUAUUUUUCUAGUGAACAGCAUAAUGUAGUAAUUCGGCCAAAACCACAAUAUGCGAAGGCUUAUCAAUACACGUUCAGCAUUAUGUGACCUGGAACAGGUAGAUGUGUAUUAGGUUGACUGAUUACAUUGUUUGUAUGUGGGAGAGUUAUUGUGAGGGUCUCCCACCACCAUAAAGUCAAACAGUUUGAUUUGCAGUUGUA